GCCAGCUCUUAUUCCACCCUCUCCACCUUUCCUUCUGCUUCUUUUGCUUCUUCCCUCCUCUUCUCCUUCCUCUGUAUCCCCCUCAAUCUCGCUUGUUUCGCUUCUUUCCUUCCUUUUUAUCCUCCUUCUCGUCUGCCUUUCUUCUUCUUUUCCCUUCUUCCCCCCCAGUUCAUUCGGCUGUUUCGGUCCGCAUUCCUGCGACCAGUUGAGAAAGCGAAAAAGGGAGCGUUCCACUGUCAUUCUUCCGGAGUUGUUUCUCUUCGACUGCACUGUCGCAUACAUUGCUUCGUCUUGAUACCUUGAGAUUUCCGUUCACCAUGGAUGUUCUGCAAAGUCUGCCUUUGCCGUCAAUUGACCGGCCCUUUGGCAUUCACCUAUGGCCUAUCUUCGACAAGGCCUUCGAGCUGGUCGUGGGCUAUCCCGCCAGCGAAUUUCGCUUCGAAGAAGGCGUGACGCCCAUGUCUACUUUCAAGGAAACCGCCGUGGCGCUCGUUGCCUACUAUGUCAUCAUCUUUGGUGGCCGUGAGUUCAUGAAGAACAGACCUGCCUUCAAGCUCAACACUCUCUUCAUGAUCCACAACCUUUACCUCACCCUGAUCAGCGGCACUCUCUUGGCUCUCUUCAUUGAGCAGCUUCUCCCUACUGUCUGGAGACAUGGUAUCUUCUAUGCUAUCUGUGAUCAUGACGGUGGAUGGACGCGGCCUCUUAUUGUUCUGUACUACCUCAACUACUUGACCAAGUACCUCGAACUCAUCGACACCGUCUUCCUGUUCCUCAAGAAGAAGCCUCUUACCUUCCUUCAUACCUAUCACCACGGCGCUACCGCGCUUCUCUGCUAUACCCAGCUCAUUGGGUUGACUGCGGUUCAAUGGGUUGUCAUUGACAUCAACCUUCUGGUGCACGUCGUCAUGUACUGGUACUACUUCCAGAGUGCCCGUGGUAUCCGUAUCUGGUGGAAGGAGUGGAUCACCCGUCUCCAGAUCAUUCAGUUCGUCAUCGAUCUCGGCUUCAUCUACUUCGCUUCCUACACCUACUUCUCCUCUACUUACUUCCCCUGGGUUCCCAACAUGGGCAAGUGCGCCGGCGAGGAGUUUGCCGCUUUCUCCGGCAUGGCUGUCAUCAGCUCUUACCUCUUCCUUUUCAUUUCCUUCUACGUCGCCACCUACAAGAAGGCUGCCAAGGCCGGCCGUCCCCGCCGCAACACUGGCAAGCAGGCUGUUAUCGACAUGGCCAAGUUCGAGGUCUCUGCGCCGCACACUGACGCCAAGGGCAACAAGUCCAACGGAGCUGCUGUGUCGACCGGUCGUGCCAAUGGCCCGGUUACCCGCUCCCGCAAGGCUUAAGUCAUGGGAUCUCAUCUAAUCCAAUCAGGGAAGCGCGAUAGCGCAUCUCUCGGUGCGUUGCUCGCUCGCAACCUGCCCUUGCGAACGAUGCCUCAACCCCACUUAUCUUUUAUUCUCA
This is a messenger RNA of Aspergillus vadensis CBS 113365, 1461 nucleotides long. Its product is annotated as elongation of very long chain fatty acids protein. Gene Ontology annotation, cellular component: endoplasmic reticulum membrane. Gene Ontology annotation, molecular function: fatty acid elongase activity. Gene Ontology annotation, biological process: fatty acid elongation, polyunsaturated fatty acid; sphingolipid biosynthetic process; fatty acid elongation, saturated fatty acid. The transcript is spliced from 3 exons. The record is from RefSeq and is a predicted model, not a curated record. Bases 318 to 1343 code for a protein of 341 amino acids. NCBI's taxonomy places the organism in Eukaryota, Fungi, Ascomycota, Eurotiomycetes, Eurotiales, Aspergillaceae.